Messenger RNA from Trematomus bernacchii (emerald rockcod), 2025 nucleotides. RefSeq names its product CMRF35-like molecule 6. NCBI's taxonomy places the organism in Eukaryota, Metazoa, Chordata, Actinopteri, Perciformes, Nototheniidae. The record is from RefSeq and is a predicted model, not a curated record. Gene Ontology annotation, molecular function: transmembrane signaling receptor activity. The transcript has 7 exons. Gene Ontology annotation, cellular component: plasma membrane. The coding region runs from base 58 to 1167 and encodes 369 amino acids.
AGUUCCUGGUUAGCCAGUGAAGAAAGACAGUCAGUGGUAAACCAUCAGAGUCUCAGCAUGAAAGUCUGUCACACUUUGAUCUGCUUCUUCUUCCUCUUCUCUCUGCAGGAUGGAAACACCGGUCUCGUCAGUGCCCAACUCUCAGUCUAUUCAGGAAUUGAAGGAGAAAAUGUCAGAGUUAAAUGCUCCAUUCCUUCUUUUGGAAUCAGGAAGUUCUUCUGUAAGGAACCAUGUGAAGAAGAAGACAUUCUCAUUGAAACAACCAAUGCCACAGCUCAGAGAGGCAGAUACAGCAGUGAUUAUAAAGAUGGAGUUUUUUUUGUGACCAUCACUCAGCUGACCAAGUCUGACUCCGGACGCUACAGGUGUGGUGCGGAUACAUCUUUGACAAAGGCUUCAUACGAGGAUAUUGAGAUCAUCGUUGUUGAUGCAAAACUUGUUGGUGAUCCUUCUGCAGAAAAAACAAUCUAUGCUAGAACUGGAGGAAGUAUUGUAGUUGAAUGCUCCUUUACUCGCUCUGGGACCGAGAUGUUCUUCUGCAAGGAGGAAUGUGAAAGAGACAUUCUUGUUGGAACGACUUACGAUAUUUUGAAAAAAGGCAGAUACAGCAUCAGAUAUCUUGAAGGAUCUCCAAAAGAAGGAUUUCUGUAUGUGAGCAUCGACCAGCUGACCCAGUCUGACUCAGGAUGGUACAGGUGUGGUCUGGACAGAACUUCCUCUAUAGAUCCAUACCAGAGGUUUAGGCUCAUCGUCACUGAUGCUCUGACCACUUCUACUCCUUCAUCAUCCGUCCCAUCAGCCUCUACAGAAACAUCAAACCAAAGUGAAAGCUCCACAUCUUCACCAGCCUCCCCUAAAACCACACGUGGGAUCCUGUAUGUGCGUCUGACUCUGGUCGUCCUGGUCAUCGUGUCAUCACUGUCUGUGCUGGUAUUCUGCAGGAAGAGGACUUGUAAAGCCAAAAGUGAGGAACCAGAACCUCCUGUGGAAACACAAUAUGAUUUCGUCACAGAGACCGACCGAGUGUACGAUGAUAUCGGGGAGGCCGGCCGGAGCAGAUCUCCUCCUGUGGAAAUCUCUUCUGUUCACACUCACGCCAGAUAUACACGACCAAAUGGAGAUGAAACCGAAGAUUACUACAACAUUGACACUGCUUCUAAUUCAUAAAAUACAGUUAGGGUUAUUUAACUCUGGGCUCAUAAAACAGCAGCUUUAGGCGGCAUCCUUUAAAAAAUGUCCACACGCUUUAUCCCCGGUCACAGACCCAAACAAUAAUGCUAGUGGGGGAACGUUUUUUACAUCUCUUGCUUUUUUAUCCAUAAAAACUUUUGUUAAAUGUAAAAACAGAUAUCAGAUAAGUGUAAAUAUGACAAAUGGCCCAACCAAAGGAAAAGGAUUGAAGUUGUUUUUGUUUGUUGUCAAUAUUUACACUUUAUUCUAUAUUGGCAGUGUUCCGACUCUGAUCUGCAGCUGAGACACAACAAUUCUCCUGGGUAUCAAUAAAGUUUUAUCGUAUCCAAAGUUUUUGGGAAAUGGUGUAAAGAAUGUAUUGUUGGCUUGCAGUUUACCACGGUUUGAUCUUCUUGGUUUUAAAGUACCCUUUGUAUUUCUGUCAUUUUCUAUUUAACGUCAUUUCCCUUUUUAUAUUUACAGAUAUACUCCCCCAGAUGUGUGCUCAUCAGGUGUUGUAUAUUUUAAAAUGAGUCUCCGUCUUUUUUGUUCCUGUGGUUAGAAGUGUGAUCAGCUACCUGUAUGAGUCACUUCUAUUUGAUUAUUAGAUUUCCUAAAUUGUUGUACCUUUUUCUAAUGUGUCUCCGAUCAACAUUGGCUUUUCUGUUCUUUUUAAUAUCUUAUAAUAUAUAUAUAUAUAUAUAUAAUACAUGUCUUUAGAGUGGUUCAGCCAGACUGUAGCUGAGAAUGUUGUCCUUCACAACACAGGAAACUACCUCUCACGCAAUUUGCUAAAAGAUGUCUUCCUUACAGAGAAAUAUGUAUCCCAAAAUAAAUGUUCAGCUUCACAGGAAG